CAGCGGGAGGAUGAGGGUCAAAGGUCGGUAGUGGGAAGACAUUGGAAGAAAAUAAAUGACGAUACAGAAAGCAGUGGAGCGUCUAUUAAAUAAAGCCACCCACUCAUUGCACCCGAAAGCAUAAAUAUGACCAAAGUAAGAAGAAAGAGUAAUGAUGUGUUGGAGUGGAAGGAAAGUGGUACUAGUGUUUGAUGACAACACAGGGCCUUACGACUAACUAAUGCCCUAGAAAAGAGAAUACUCGUGGACUACGAUCACAGCUUAAGGACAGUGUACCGGUGACGGGCAUGGGUCAACACAUUGGGGCUUAUGGCGUUCAGGACACACUCAGGAGCGGGUUCAGCAGUGUAAAAAAUGAGCUGCUCCCCAGCCAUGCGCUGGAGCUGUCAGAAAAGAAUUUUCAGCUGAACCAGGACAAGAUGAACUUCUCCACCCUCAGAAACAUCCAGGGCCUCCACGCUCCCCUGAAACUGCAGAUGGAGUACAGGGCCGCCAGACAGAUCCAGCGCCUUCCGUUCCUGCAAAGCUCACACCUGGCCCUGGACACUCUCAAAGGGAACGAUGAGAGCAUCAGCUUUGAGGACAUCCUCAACGACCCAGCCCAAAGUGAGAUGGUGGGUGAGCCCCACAUCAUGGUGGAGUAUAAGCUGGGCCUGAUGUGAGAGCCGUCAGACCCCCGGAUGUUUGUGUUUACCCUCUGUUCACUUCCUCAUAUCAGACAGUACUCAAUACUUUCGUAUCGUUGGAUUCCUUUGUUUCUAAUAAAUCCUUUAACUCAACCAUGUUGUUGAUCUAUUA
Salvelinus namaycush (lake trout) is the source of this 798-nucleotide messenger RNA. Its product is annotated as proteasome maturation protein-like. The record is from RefSeq and is a predicted model, not a curated record. The transcript is spliced from 6 exons. Gene Ontology annotation, cellular component: cytoplasm; nucleus. The coding region runs from base 288 to 662 and encodes 124 amino acids. Gene Ontology annotation, biological process: proteasome assembly. NCBI's taxonomy places the organism in Eukaryota, Metazoa, Chordata, Actinopteri, Salmoniformes, Salmonidae.